AUGAGAGGGUAUAACGAACUCUCAGUAGCCGAGCUGAAGGAAAUACUUCGGUCUUACGGUUUGUCGACCACUGGCGUUAAGGUCGAAUUAAUAAAGCGUUUGAACGAAUACGAUCCCACCAGCACACGGAUGAACGAAAUGGAUAAGGAGAGAGUAGAUGAAGAUAUGAAUACGAAUACAGGACCGGCUAGUGAGGAAGGCGAGAGCACGCAAUCAACCGCUGAUAGCGGAUUACCACGAGAAAACGUACCAGAGUGGGCAACGAGAGAGAUAGAAUUGCGACGAGAACGCGACCUGUUAAGAAGAGAGUUACACUUAUCGAGAAGAGAGCAAGAAAUUAGGGAAACAGAGCAACCAGUCGGCGCCAAAAUCGAUCGGCAGCGUCAAUAA
This is a messenger RNA of Wasmannia auropunctata (little fire ant), 390 nucleotides long. RefSeq lists its product as uncharacterized. Lineage: Eukaryota; Metazoa; Arthropoda; Insecta; Hymenoptera; Formicidae. The record is from RefSeq and is a predicted model, not a curated record. The transcript has a single exon. Bases 1 to 390 code for a protein of 129 amino acids.